CUCUCCAUUCUCCCCCAAAACUCUCCAGAGCUCCCCUUCCACCGCGCGCCACCGAGCCGCUCCUCCCUUCCAACGCGCACCAAGCCUACUAGUGCAGCACCGCCUCCUCCUCCUCCUCAUGGCCGGCCCUCCCAGUCCUCGACCGUUCCUUCAUCGCGGCGGCGGCGGCUACGGACGAGUCGGCGGUGGUCAGCCCCGACGCGGCGCCUGACGUGGACGCGGAGUUCGGGUUCCAGCGGCACGAUUUCGGCAAGGAGAAGCUCGCAGGGACGGUGGAGUUCCACGAGCGACACCUCUUCCUCUGCUACCAGGGCCCCCAGGAGUGGCGGUCCCACGUUGAGGCAAUCUACUCCGACCAACUUCCCGGUCUUCUCGCCGCCGCGAUCGAGGCCCGAAAGCCCAAUUUGAAGAAAAUCACCAAGCUAACCAUCUGUGAAGCAAAAGAUAGCAUGGAAGCAGCUCUUGGAGACAUUUUAAUAUUUCCUGAUAUGAUCCGAUACAGAGGGCUGACCAACUCUGAUGUUGACAAAUUUGUUGAUGAGGUACUUGUAAAAGAGUUUGAAUUGCUACCUGGAUCUCUUGAGGCUAUAAGAGGUUCCUAUGUUUUUGUCUGCACUGAUGGAGACAAAAGGUGCAAUGUCUGUGGCCCUGCUUUGAUCAGAAGGUUCGAGGAGGAGGUAGAAGGCAAAGGUCUUGCUGAGGUGUCUCUUAAUGAAUGCUCAGGCGCCGAAAUUCACAAGUACGCAGGUCAUAUAAUGAUAUUCCGUUCUGGUGCUACUGGAGAAGUUACUGGCCACUGAGGUCAGCUUGGUUUAUCCGAAGAAGAUCAACAGACAGCUUUGGAGCUCAGGCAGAAGUUGAACUUCAUCAGAAUUCCUUACUCGAGCCACUGACACAAACAAAAACAGGGGAAGUCAGGAAUGAUCAGAGUCACUCGCUUGAGACCUCAAGUGGCCUUGGUGGAAAGUUACCUGAUCCUAUGAUGAAACUUAAAAUCCCAAAAGAUUUUGCUGGAGAUGCUGUUCUCAGUGGUUCUGAAUGGCACCAUUUUUUACAUGCAAAAGAUCUGCAAACUGUCGUCAAUGAAACAGAGAAAUGGUUAUCGGGCAAAUUGUCUUUGGCACUCCUGCAAAAUGGGCCAGUUUUUGCGAUUGAAGGGAAAGAUGUCUCUGAUAUGCUAUUCCAGAAUGGUGCAGUUUGUGUGGUAAGAAAUGACCAGCUCUCAGAGGUGGUCAUCACAAGGAGACUCUACAGCAAUAGCAUUACUGCUACACUAAGGGAACGCCAAGCUGGAACUUCUGAAGUCUCUGAUAUCAAGAUCACGAAAACAGAGUUUGGUGGUAAUGGCUGGACUCGCCGAAAGUAUUCAAUCGAAGGCGAUGAUGGAUAUCAUGUGUUCCAGUGGCGCCCCCGAGAAUCGGAUAGCAAGUUGCAGACCAAACCGAAGCAAAAGGCAAAAGUGAAGCACAUUCAGGAUGAAGUUGCUGUGCCGCCAUCGCCAAGAGUUGAGCCACAGAUUCCGGACUUCUCCCUAAGCAACUGCAUUUCCAUUGCAACGGCGAUUCCUGAGCUGUCACCAGUUGAGAAGGCAAACAGUUGUGAUAUAUUCAGAGAUGAUGUCAAUAGGCAGAUAUUUGUUUGCGCUGAUCAAGAAACCCGCCUUGCAUGGUUAAGAAAGCAGAUGGCGCCAAUACUUGAUUGAGUCUAAAAGGAUUAACUGUGGGCAAGAUAUGCAGGAGACAGUGAAGAGGUGCACGAGAACUGCAGGUUACAUCUUCAAUGUUCGGACAACAGUUCCAUCGACAAAUGUGGAGGAUCACUAUGACAUUUCUCUGUCUAUUAUGUAGCAUGAUUCUGUCACACUAUUCUGCUAUUGAUCAACAUGAUUUUCAAUGAGCUUUAAGCUUCAUCAGUCUUAUAACGCUC
Molecule: messenger RNA, 1926 nt
Organism: Triticum aestivum (bread wheat)
Lineage: Eukaryota; Viridiplantae; Streptophyta; Magnoliopsida; Poales; Poaceae
Exons: 9
Coding region: 716-1702 (328 amino acids)
Source: RefSeq, a predicted model, not a curated record